AUGAGUCCGGACGUGUUGAAAGUGACUUUGAGUCAGUAUCGUGGACCGUUGAUUACGAGCUAUUCCGGGGACGGUGGUGGCGUUAAGGGUGGUGAAGCUGGUUACGUGAAGUCGAACAGUGAGAGUGGUUCCGGAGGGUAUCGCCAUAAGGAGAGUUUCCACACCAAGGAUGGAAACGACUACGAGCACGAGCGGCAGGAAGGUUACGGGGAGUCGAAGGGGGAAGAGGUUGAUCAUGGAAGUGGUGCAAGUGACGGACAUGCGGAAAGUGAACGGAAGAACGAUGAAACGGAUGGGGAUAGUCGGGAGGAGGUCGAGGAAGAUCGGAACUACGAAGUGACGGAAGAGGAUAAUAAUGACCACAAAAAUCCACAACAACAUACGACCUACGGAGUGGCACCCACGAAACAAACGAAGAAGAAAAUCCAGCCAGUUCCGGAGUUUGGAACCAGGUUGACGCUGCCGAAGAAGACGUCCCACAAGAAGAACCACAACGGGUACGAAACGGUGAUCUACCACGAUAAUGAGCAGAAGGGCUUCGAGAAGGGUUACGAUCGACGGCAUGGUCACAAUUCUCCACCAAAGUCGGUGAUGGUCACGCAGAAAGAUGAAGAUUACGAGGAGCCUCGGGAGGAGGAUCGUGAGGACGAGGAGGAGGAAGAAGUUCGUGAAGAUGAUGAAAAGACAGAAGAUCAGGACCGAGAAGAGUACGACGAGAAUUACAACAGCUACAAGUAUGGUAAUGACUUUGCCAAGAAUUACUACGAUGAUGAGGAACGGGAGAGUGAAGAUCGAAGAAACGAGCGCCGGGGUUCGGCCCGGGACGACGGUCCCGACUACGACGCCGAGGUCGAUAAGGAGCAGAUUGAUGAGACUGCAAAUGAGGAUAAGUACUACGGCGAUGAGUACGAUGACGAUGAUUACAGGCGGCGGCAGUACGAGUACGCCAGUGAGGCCGAUUAUGAUGCUCAGCGAUAG
Molecule: messenger RNA, 978 nt
Organism: Culex quinquefasciatus (southern house mosquito)
Lineage: Eukaryota; Metazoa; Arthropoda; Insecta; Diptera; Culicidae
Exons: 3
Coding region: 1-978 (325 amino acids)
Source: RefSeq, a predicted model, not a curated record